Gymnogyps californianus (California condor) is the source of this 724-nucleotide messenger RNA. RefSeq names its product RAB33A, member RAS oncogene family (gene RAB33A). Gene Ontology annotation, cellular component: Golgi apparatus; endosome. Gene Ontology annotation, biological process: Rab protein signal transduction. NCBI's taxonomy places the organism in Eukaryota, Metazoa, Chordata, Aves, Accipitriformes, Cathartidae. Gene Ontology annotation, molecular function: GTP binding; GTPase activity. The coding region runs from base 1 to 678 and encodes 225 amino acids. The record is from RefSeq and is a predicted model, not a curated record. The transcript is spliced from 2 exons.
AUGGCGGCGGGCGGCGGUGGGCGGCCGCCGGGCCCCGACUCCUCGCUGGAGCCUUACGUGCAGACCCGCAUCUUUAAGAUCAUCGUGAUCGGAGACUCCAACGUGGGCAAGACGUGCCUGACCUUCCGCUUCUGCGGGGGCACCUUCCCCGACAAGACCGAGGCCACCAUCGGCGUGGACUUCCGCGAGAAGACGGUGGAGAUCGAGGGGGAGCGCAUCAAGGUGCAAGUGUGGGACACGGCUGGCCAGGAGAGGUUUCGGAAGAGCAUGGUAGAGCAUUACUACCGCAACGUGCAUGCCGUCGUCUUUGUUUACGACGUCACAAAGAUGACCUCCUUCACCAACCUCAAGACGUGGAUCGAGGAGUGCAACGGGCACGCAGUGCCCCCCCUUGUCCCCAGGGUGCUCGUUGGGAACAAGUGUGACUUGAAAGACCUGAUCCAAGUGCCAUCCAGCAUGGCCCUGAAGUUCGCCGACGCUCACAACAUGCUUUUGUUUGAGACCUCGGCCAAGGACCCUAAGGAGAGCCAGAACGUGGACGCCAUUUUCAUGUGCCUGGCCUGCCGGCUGAAGGCGCAGCGGUCGCUGCUCUGCCGGGACCUGGAGGGGCGGCCGGGCCAGGCCCGCAGGCUGGAGCCAACGCACGACGCCAACGGUAAAACCUCCUGCCCGUGCUGAGCGGGGCCCCCGCCGCCCUCUGUCACGGUCACCCCAAUAAAGUCUC